Molecule: messenger RNA, 555 nt
Organism: Rotaria sordida
Lineage: Eukaryota; Metazoa; Rotifera; Eurotatoria; Philodinida; Philodinidae
Source: the annotation of a GenBank genome assembly
AUGCUAUUUGCACUUCGAUUCUUUAUUACUAAUAUUGCAAAACAAAUCAAAAAUGAAUAUGAAAAAUAUAUUCGUACUUGUGACAAUCGAAAUAUUAUUCGCGUUUACUGUGGUCAAAUAAUUAGAAAUGAUGAACUUCAAUUAAUGAAGAAUAGCAUUGGUGAAUUCCUUUCAAUGAAUUCUUUUUUAUCAGCAAGUCGUGAUCGAUCAACUGCUCUUCACUUUGCUCGAGCUACUCCUAAAACUAAUUAUAUUCAACAGAUUAUAUUCGAAAUUGAAAUUAAUCUGCGUUUACAAACGAAAGCUUUUGAUGAUGUUACUCAAAUCAGUUAUUUUCAAUAUGAAGAUGUAAUAUCAAUUAUGGUUGAUGCUUUGUUUUGGAUUGAAGAAGUAAAUGAAGACAAGAAGAAACGAAUAUGGGCAGCUCGUGUAUCAGCAGCAAGUGAAGAUGAUUAUCAUUUGAAAGAAACGUUUUCUUACAUGAAAAGCACUCUUGGUGAUGAUACUGAUUUGGAUUCUCUUAGGAAGAUUCUAUUAGAAAUGGAUGAACCCUAA